AUGUCCAUUUCUGGGACUUUGAGCAACUAUUACGUGGACUCCAUCAUAAGUCACGACAGCGAUGAACUCUCCAGCCCGGCUCGCUUCCCCGGCGUGCAGUACUCCGGCUCGAGCUCCGCCGCGGCGGCGGCGGCGGCUGCGGGAGGGAGGCAGCCCGGCGGCGCGGCGCACUCGGAGCAUCCCCAUCCCGACUCGUAUCCGUCGUGCAGCUUCCAGCCGAAGCCCCCGGUCUUCUCGUCGUCAUGGAGCCCGUUCAGUCCGCACCACGGCGCCAGCGGCCUGUCCGCCGUCUACCACCCGUACAUCCCGGCCCAGCACGUGCCCGCCGCGGACACACGGUACCUGCGCUCGUGGCUGGACUGCGCGCCGCGCAGCUCCGAGUCCGUACCGGGGCAGGGCCAGACGGGGCAGGUCAAGCUGGAGCCUCAGCUCGGCCACCUCGGCGGGGAGAUCGUGCCCAAAAUCGGCGGACUGCUCCAGCACGAGACCACCACGUACAUCCUGGAGUCGGCGUCCACAGCGGCACGCGAGCUGAGCCACCCGGCCGCCAUCCCUAGAGCGGGGUUCGACGACAAUAAGGACAUUUGCGAAGGGAGCGAGGACAAAGACGGCCUGGAUCAAAGUGAUCCGUCGGCCAACUGGCUGCACGCGCGCUCCUCCAGGAAGAAGCGGUGCCCGUACACCAAAUACCAGACGCUCGAGCUGGAGAAGGAGUUCCUGUUCAACAUGUACCUCACACGGGACCGGCGGCAUGAGGUGGCGCGCGCGCUCAACCUGACGGAGCGGCAGGUGAAGAUCUGGUUCCAGAACCGGAGAAUGAAGAUGAAGAAACAGAGCAAGGACCAACCCAAGGACUAG
This is a messenger RNA of Cyclopterus lumpus (lumpfish), 858 nucleotides long. RefSeq names its product homeobox B9a (gene hoxb9a). Gene Ontology annotation, cellular component: nucleus. The record is from RefSeq and is a predicted model, not a curated record. NCBI's taxonomy places the organism in Eukaryota, Metazoa, Chordata, Actinopteri, Perciformes, Cyclopteridae. Bases 1 to 858 code for a protein of 285 amino acids. Gene Ontology annotation, molecular function: RNA polymerase II cis-regulatory region sequence-specific DNA binding; DNA-binding transcription factor activity, RNA polymerase II-specific. The transcript is spliced from 2 exons. Gene Ontology annotation, biological process: proximal/distal pattern formation; embryonic skeletal system morphogenesis; regulation of transcription by RNA polymerase II.